Messenger RNA from Xiphias gladius (swordfish), 1582 nucleotides. It is a transcript of the gene abhd14b, whose product is annotated as abhydrolase domain containing 14B. The transcript has 4 exons. Gene Ontology annotation, cellular component: cytoplasm. Lineage: Eukaryota; Metazoa; Chordata; Actinopteri; Istiophoriformes; Xiphiidae. The record is from RefSeq and is a predicted model, not a curated record. Bases 329 to 964 code for a protein of 211 amino acids.
AAGUGCGGGGCAUUUUCUCAUCGUCUUUGUGAUGAAGAGCAAAAAAAAAAAAAAAAAAGAAGAAGUACUGAGAGCGAGCUCGACAUCACAAGCAAAACCAUCUAGUCUGGACUUUGUUCAGACUGUUGAGGCGGCUGCCCGACCGCGAACUCCCGUGCUCUCCCACACCGGACAGGACAAGACGUCUCCGUGAACUCCUCCAGCUGUGGCGGACAACAGCUGAGGACAACCGCUGGUUGCGCGGGCAGGUCCAAUCCCCAACGCAGCGCGCGUCUCCCCUGGAGCAUUUUGCAGUGCGUGGCUUUUUGUGGAGCCCGGGCCAGAGAGGAUGUCAGCAGCUAAGAUGACAGAAGGGAGUGUACAGCUGGAGAGCUGCAAAGCACCGCUGUUCUACAGACAAAGCGAGCCUGCCGCGGGGGAAGUGAGGAUGUCAGUUUUACUCCUUCACGGCAUCCGUUUCUCGUCAGAAAACUGGCUGAACAUCGGCACACUGGAGACUCUGGCCAAGGCUGGCUGCCGUGCGGUCGCAAUCGACCUGCCAGGACUCGGCCGGUCCCAGUCAGCCGAGGCCCCGGCACCGGUUGGCGAGCUGGCCCCUGCAGGUUUCCUGAAGGAGGUGUGUGAGCGCCUGGGCCUGAGCCCGGUGGUGGUGAUCAGCCCAUCCCUCAGUGGGAUGUACUCCCUCCCCUUCCUCCUCCAGCACCAGGCUCUGAUACGAGCCUACGUCCCUGUAGCUCCCAUCUGCACCGACAAAUUCACAGCAGAGCAGUACCAGAGUGUAAAGGUGCCAUCGCUGAUCAUUUACGGUGACCAGGACACUCAGCUCGGAAAGGUGUCGCUCCGCAACCUGAGCAAUCUGGCCAAUCACAGCGUGGUGGUGAUGAGAGGAGCAGGUCACCCCUGUUACCUGGACGACCCGGACACGUGGCACAAAGCUCUCACAGACUUCCUUAACACGCUGUGAAGCUCUCACAGCGGAGAGAUUCCACAACACAGUCACAAUAAAUGACUCAGAGGAGCCACACAAAUAAACACGUUACUCAUUCAUGAGAAAUUUAGACCAAAAUCACCCUCCUGCAUAAUCGGAUUUUGACUGUUUAAUAGUGUCAGUAAUGAAACUGUAUAUCAAGUCUUUUUUGAUGAUUAGGAGCAGAUGACGCUCAGACUUUUAAAGGAAAAGCUCAGUAUUUGGGGCAUAUGCUUAUUGGGGCAACAGGUCCCAGCCAACAAAUAGUUUGGCACAGAAUCCCCCAUAUAACAGAGAUUUGUUGUUUUUACAGUCAUGAAAUUGAUAUUGAUUUUCUCAUCUAACUCUAGACAAGAAAAAGAAAUACUGUAUUUCCCAAAAUGUUGAACUUUUCCUUUAGUGCUGCACCAUGAAAAUGUAUAUUGUGUAUUACAACUGAUAGAGCUACAGUUACGAUUUAUUCUUUUAAAGAUUUUAUAUUUUCAGUUUAACAGAGCAAAUUAAUGAAUCACCAUUUGUGUCUCACUGAAAAACCAAACCACACACGCUGAAAUGAAGUGAAAAAUAUGAACAUUAUUUAAUAACUGAUUCUCUGUAAUAAACGAUUUGAAAAUA